GCCAAACCUAAAAUCUCCACACAACAUACUGUGCCCAUAGAUAGAACACGAAUUGAUCUGGAGAUGGCGAGAGAUAGCUGUUUGGCUCGUGUAACUGCCGGAGUUGCCGUCGGCGGCGCUGUCGGCGGCGCUGUUGGUGCUGUCUAUGGAACAUACGAGGCAAUUAGAUACAAGGUCCCGGGACUUAUGAAAAUCAGAUACAUAGGGCAAACGACUCUCGGCAGCGCAGCUAUUUUCGGGCUCUUCCUCGGGACUGGCAGCUUGAUACACUGUGGAAAAUCUUACUGAUUAUCCUCUUUUGCUUUGUGAAACAUAGUAUUAGAGUUUGUGUUCCAUAUAGUCUUAUUGGGUAGAGAGAUCUGCCUGGUGGGAGUGAUCUUUGUUUCUAUAGGAUGUUUUUUUUUUUGUCUAUAAAGAUUCUUGAAUGGAUGAAUUUUCCAGUUUUUUAUUCUAUUUGAUAGGAUUUUUGUUUUGGAUCAA
Tarenaya hassleriana is the source of this 480-nucleotide messenger RNA. RefSeq names its product reactive oxygen species modulator 1-like. Gene Ontology annotation, biological process: protein import into mitochondrial matrix; protein insertion into mitochondrial inner membrane. The coding region runs from base 64 to 288 and encodes 74 amino acids. NCBI's taxonomy places the organism in Eukaryota, Viridiplantae, Streptophyta, Magnoliopsida, Brassicales, Cleomaceae. The record is from RefSeq and is a predicted model, not a curated record. The transcript has 3 exons. Gene Ontology annotation, cellular component: TIM23 mitochondrial import inner membrane translocase complex.